Molecule: messenger RNA, 765 nt
Organism: Sphaerulina musiva SO2202
Lineage: Eukaryota; Fungi; Ascomycota; Dothideomycetes; Mycosphaerellales; Mycosphaerellaceae
Product: HAD-like protein
Exons: 2
Coding region: 1-765 (254 amino acids)
Source: RefSeq, a predicted model, not a curated record
AUGACAUCCCCCAUCCCAUGGACGCAGAUCAAGGCGCUUUCAUUUGACAUUUACGGCACUCUGAUUGACUGGGAAAGCGGCAUCGCGCAAUCAGCACGCGCCACCGCUCUCGCCCCAUUCCUACCUCCCAGUGACCGCGACCUGCUCCUCGCCAUUGAGCGCCACGACACGUCCGUCCAACGCGAGCAACCCACGAGUAAACAACAAGACAUCAUUGCAGAAGGCCUGCGUCGCUAUGCCGCCGAACUAGGCGUCGUCGAACAAGGCCACGUGACCUCCGAGGAAGUAGAGCGUGCCGCACGAGAAUAUUCCACGCAAAUUGGAGCGUAUCCUGCUUUUGCAGAUACCGUGCAGGCGAUCCAGCGGCUGGGAAAGAGAUAUCAACUCGUUCCCGUGUCAAAUGUGGAUCAUGCGUCGUUCCGGGAGACGUUGGCGGGGCCGUUGCAGGGAUGUCAUUUUGAUCGGAUUUAUACGGCGGAAGAUAUUGGGUCGUAUAAGCCGGAUGUGAGGAAUUUUUAUUAUUUGCUGGAUCAUGUCAAGUCGGAAUUGGGAGUGGAAAAGGAGGAGCUGUGUCAUGUGGCACAGUCGCUGUUCCAUGAUCAUGGUCCUGCGAAGCAGGUUGGACUGCAGGGCGUGUGGGUUGAUAGAAAAGGGUUUAUGGGAGGCGAUACGACAGGGGCAGAGGAGAAGUAUGGGUUUAAACUUCGUGUGGAAACUCUUCAAGAGCUCGCUGAUAUUGUAGAAGAAGCAUGGGCUCAGGGCUGA